Molecule: messenger RNA, 3317 nt
Organism: Bombus impatiens (common eastern bumble bee)
Lineage: Eukaryota; Metazoa; Arthropoda; Insecta; Hymenoptera; Apidae
Gene: Vang
Product: vang-like protein 2
Exons: 4
Coding region: 418-2136 (572 amino acids)
Biological process (GO): Wnt signaling pathway, planar cell polarity pathway; multicellular organism development; establishment of planar polarity
Cellular component (GO): plasma membrane
Source: RefSeq, a predicted model, not a curated record
UUUCUUUAUAUAACAUCCCUAGGAACUCAUGCUGUUUUUUCCCUAACAAUUAUUCCGGAAUGUGGUAACAAGACAAGUUAGAGGGGGUCAGAAUAAUAAACGUUAGGCGUGUCGGCGUCUGUUUUUAGUACUUUAACAGAAUCCUGUACUAAAUAAGUAGCUUUAUUAUAAUAAUUUUUAAUGGAACUAAUAUCAUAUGUAAAAGAAAUGUAUUCUUUGUUUUAAAAUGUCAAAGCAGCAAAAAAUUUCAAGCUUGAAAAAUGCUUCGUUGUUCAUAUCAUACCAUUUUAUAAUUCGAUAAAAUUUCAAUUUUACGUUUGAUACAUUUACGUAAGUACAUGUGCUUGGUGUUCGGUCACGAGUGGAAGAGGGUAUGCUCUUAUGGGGUAACAGCAGGGCGGUAGCCUUUGCCGGGGAAUGGAGACGGAGAGCGUAAAAUCGGGGGCUAGCGAGCAUAGCCAUAGCCAUCAUAGCAGAACUUCUCAAAAACAUCAUCGUACUCAUAGUUCUAAAUCUCAUCACAGGCAACAUUCACAUAGAAGUACCAGGACAAGUCGUAGUCAAAAGAAAGAAAGACACAAUUUAGAUUCCACAGAAAUGGCACCUUUUCAAACAACUGUUAAUGUAAGAGGAGAUAGUGUUGAUAAUUUGGGUCAAGAAGUUAUAGAAGUACAAAUUUUACCUCAAGAUGAAAACUGGGGUGAAAAUACUACAGCUGUCACUGGAAAUACUUCUGAUAGAUCAGAAUCAACUGAAGAUGUGAGCCAUUGGCCAAAUGAGAAUGAUGGAUCAUUUAGUUCCUGUAAUCGAUUUAUGGGGCCGGUUAUAGCAAUGAUGCUUGGAUUAAGUGCUUUUCUUAGUCCUAUAACAAUGGUUAUAUUGCCUAAGUUAGGAUUUUUUCCUGAUUCUACAACUGUUUUAACUAUGCAACAAAAGCUUCAAUUAUUAUCUUGUAAUGCUGAAUGUAAAGGCCAAUUACUAGGUUUAGCCUUUAAAUUGGUGCUAUUAGGUAUUGGGAGUUGGGCUGUGUUUUUACGCUCAAAAAAUGCUACUAUGCCACGCAUAUUCUUAUUCCGAGCGGGAGUGUUGCUUCUUACUACAUUAUGCAUUUGUACUUACUGGUUAUUUUAUGUUGUUCAGGUUACUGAGAGUGCUAAGACUGCUGCUAAUGGUGAAAUAACAGAAUAUAAAAAUUUAGUAAAUUAUGCAGGUACUCUUGCAGAUACUCUACUAUUCAUACAUUAUAUUGCUAUAUUGCUAAUUGAAAUUCGCCAUCAACAGCCUAUCUUUUAUCUUAAAAUUGUAAGAUCACCAGAUGGUGAAUCCCGAUCUUAUGCAAUAGGACAAUUGUCAAUACAGCGAGCAGCAGUAUGGGUAUUAGAAAGAUAUUAUACAGAAUUUCCUAUUUAUAAUCCAUAUCUAGAAAGACUCCCAGUAUCAAAAUCUGGUAGAAAACAGUCAAGCUUCAAGUUUUAUGAGGUUGAUGGUGGAGUAACUGGCAGUGUUCAGUCACGAGGAGGUAGUGGUGAUAGAGCAGUCAUAACAACUCAAACUCGUCGUAGAGAUUCCAGUCACAAUGAACGUUUUUAUGAGGAACAUGAUUAUGAACGUAGAGUACGAAAACGUAGAGCAAGAUUAAUCACUGCCGCUGAAGAAGCAUUUGCACAUAUAAAACGUUUGCAUUCAGAAGUUGAGUCUACUCCAAAUCCUGGUCCUAUGGAUCCCAUGGAAGCUGCACAAGCAGUAUUUCCAUCUAUGGCAAGAGCUUUGCAGAAAUAUUUAAGAGUUACGCGGCAACAACCGCGUCAUUCUGUUGAGUCUAUUUUAAAUCGACUUGCACGAUGUUUGGCUCAAGAUGCAGCACCGCGCGCAUUUCUAGAACCCUUUUUCGUAACCAGCCCUGUUCUUUCAAACGAAAAAGAACGACAGAAAAGAUCGCAUCAUUGGGCUUUAGUCUGUGAAGGAGAAUUACCUUCACGACCUCUCGCAAAUGGUUGCGAGUUUCAGUUACGACAAGGUGAAGUAGCUCUGUUAUGUACAGUAUAUCAUUUACCUCAUUUUCAUCUUACAGAACAGCUCGCACAUCCUAAAUCUAAUAAAUUCUUACUAAGAUUAAAUUCCGAAACGUCGGUUUAGUAACAUUAUAAAACCAAUAGCUUUUUUCGUUUUAAGAUAAUUUACAUUGAAAUGCUGAUAUUUGUAAUGGAAACAAAACUUAUUAACCGUUUGAGUCCCAAGCAGCGCGAUAUUUAGAUUUUGUGUUGAAAAGUCCCAGUACAUUUGAAUGCUACAGACGACUGACGGUAUUUUGUAUUUCAUUGUUAUCUUCUCAGUAAUUUUUAUUGAACAAAACUUGAAAUAUUUAUAAACUAAUAAUACGCAUAUAUAAUAUAAAUGUAUUUCAUAAAAAUAAGAAACAUAACGGGCGAAACAUAACGGGCACUAAUGCGCCGCUUGUUUCUCUUCGUAAUCGAUUAAGACAGGCGCUAUCACACUGUUCGGGAUUUUUCGAUCCUGUUUUUUCAGAGACCUCUGGGACUCAAACAGAUAAAAUUGCGAAAUUUUUUACUGUAUAUAAGUGAAGAAAAUUACAAUAAUACAUAUUUAAGUACUGGAAAUUAAAUACAAUUAUAGAAAAAAAUUGAUAUUGAAUCAUGCAAGAAGAUAGUACACUUAAAGAUAGCUUUUUUAAGGGAAUGAAGUUUUGGAAAUGAUAAAAUAGUUUUUUAUGCAGAAUCACAGAAAGUGUUCAUCUCAAUAACGUUUACAUAUCUUCUUUAGUGCAGAUAAUAGCAAAAUAAAAGGACAAUAUAACUUUUCCAUUUAUAAUUGUAGAUAAGAGAAAUUCAUAUUUUUAUGAUGUGAACACAUCUAUAUUUAUUUAUUUCAUUAUUUUACAUAUUAUUACUUAUAUAUUAGUAAAAUAAACUUACUAUAUUUUUGGGUAGUUUUAUAUCAGUAAUUAAAACCUCUUAAUUAUUUUUCAGUAAGUAUAUAUGUAAUUGGAAAACUAAAUCUUGAAUAUAUAUCCCCCUGAGUAAAUUUUCUUUCUUAAGGAACUUUACAGAAUUACUUUAAUGUAAAAGUAUUAUAAAAUGUAUUAUAAUUAAUACAUUAUUUAUUGCAUAUUUAACAUUCAUAAAUUUUCGUUAUAUGAAAAUUUUUAUUUAUUGAAAUUUAUUACAACAACUUUUGCAAUAGAUAAGAGAAGUGUUUAAAAUGAGACACUCUGGGGAAAAAGAAAUACAUUCCUGCACGCAAUAUAUUUGUAUAAUGUGCUGUUCAGUUCAUACAAAUACAUUUAUAAUAUGUAAGGU